AUGUUAAAUAAAAUCCUAAGAUCAAUAAACAAGUUUUCAACUGUGUAUCCAAAAAGGAAUUUCAACAUCGAUUACUUGUAGGACGUAGAAAUCAUCACAAGAGAUUAUUAUGGUAGUUUAAGGAAUAUCUUAAAGUCAUUCUCAAAUCAUAAGAUCAAUCUUUAUGAUAUCGAAACCCUAAAAUUGAAUAGAACAGCCAAGUAUUCUUUAACUACUAUAAAAGAGGCUAGAAGAUAGUGGUAAAGCUCACCUUUGAGAAGGUUGAAGAUUAUAAAUUUAAUGAGUUGGUUUUUGACUUGUAGUAGAGAUAUGACGAAGUAGUCAUUGAUAAUGAUUCCUAAAUUCCCACAGUUCCUUGGUACCCUAGAAAUGAUGAAGACUUAAAAACAAGUACUUUUUACAAUCAUAUACUAAGUUGGACUAAUCAUGUAGGUAAAUGAAGAAAACAACUAAGAUCACCCUUAAUUCAAAGAUUAGGAAUAUAGAAAAAGGAGAGAAGAAAUAGCAAAGAUUUCAUAGGCUCAUAUGGUGGGAGAGCCAGUACCAUAUAUAAAUUACACCUAACAAGAAGAAGAAACGUGGAAAAAGAUAUACACAAUUUUAAGAGGAAAGGUUGACCAAGUGAUGUCUUAAAGAUAUCUAAAUAAUUUAGCCAAGAUAGAAAAUGCUUUGGGAUUUAAAUACAAAAUUCCUUAAUUGAGAGACAUAGAUGCUUAUCUGAAGGCAGAAACUGGAUUUAGGAUUAAAGCAACUCAUGGAAUUUUAAGUCAAAGAGAAUUUUUAAAUUCUCUAGGACACAGAGUUUUCUGUUGUACUCAAUACAUCAGACAUCAUUCAACACCCGAAUAUACUCCAGAACCAGAUAUUGUUCAUGAAUUAGUGGUAUUUAUAGAGUGUAAUUUAUUAGGGUCAUGUACCAUUAUUUGCAGAUAAAGAAGUAGCUGACUUAUCUUAAGAGAUUGGUAUUCUUUCAUGUGGUGCAGAGCAAAAGGAUUUAUCAAGACUAGGGACCUUGUAUUGGUUUACUCUUGAGUUUGGGGCCUGUAAAGAAAAUGGACAAAUUAAAGGAUAUGGUGCAGGAAUUGCUAGUUCUAUUGGAGAAUGUGAAGUAAGAGAUUGCUUAUAUCAUUUAGCAUUUCCCUAAAGCUAAAUAUGAAAAAUUUGAUCCUUUUGUACAUGCAGAUAGAGCCUACCCAAUAUAAACAGUAUAGCCGACUUAUAUGUAUACUGAAAACUUUGAGGAAGCGAUGCAGAAUUUGAUUAUCUUUGGUAAAAGUCUAUAAAAGCCUUUUGGAUUGUACUAUGAUCAUAUAGAGAGAGAAUUAAAGGCCACAAGAAGGAUUAAAACUCAUCUUAAUAGUCAAUGA
Paramecium octaurelia is the source of this 1367-nucleotide messenger RNA. NCBI's taxonomy places the organism in Eukaryota, Ciliophora, Oligohymenophorea, Peniculida, Parameciidae. The record is from the annotation of a GenBank genome assembly.